AUGAUCUUCAAAUUUAGACUAUUCUUCGUUGUUGUAUUGACAGCCUUGCUGGGGAUCACCUGGUGUCUACGAGCUGCCUCACACGAUCGUCAACCGUAUCUUGGAUCGUCCUACAGAGGUUACAACUCAACUGCCCACCUCCCAGCGACCGAUCACGCUAUUGCAACAUUCCUCACAGGACAAGCAACGGACGACUCAUACUUUACCGCCACACGGAUUCUAACACACCAACUUUUGCACGCAGAGUCGACAAGAUGCAAUUCCAAUGCCACCACCUUCAUCGUACUCUGCUCAGAGAGCGUGCCCAAAGAGCAGAAAGACACCCUGCGUGAAGAUGGCGCCACUGUUGUCGAGGUCCGAGACGUGCCCUUGAACUGGUGGAUACGCUCCGGAGAAGCAAGAUGGAAGGAACAAUUCAACAAGCUGCGCGUCUUCGAAAUGACAGAGUACAAGCGUAUUCUCUUUCUGGACCCCGACACCAUGCUUACAGGGCCUGUCGACCCCAUCUUUGACGAGCCUGAAGUGGUCACGUUGACACCCACGCUGCUUCGCAAAGACCAGGUCAAAUGGGGCGAGUCACAGCUACCUUCUCACUGGCUCUUUGCCGCUCGAUCUGACAACGGUCUCACUGGCCAGCGAGAGCAUCCUACUCCGCCACUACAAACAAAGUCUUUCAACGCAGGGUUCUUCCUGGUUGCACCAGAUAGGCAAAUCUACAAGCAUCUGGUCUCGGUCAUGGCUCUAGUUGGCCGCUUCGACACCUACACCAUGGAGCAGGGUCUGUUGAACUACGUCUUCCGCAGGGAAGGCCUGAUGCCGUGGAGGGAGCUGCACUGGAAGUGGAGCGCGACGUGGCCGAAUGAGCAGGAUCUCGAAAUGGAGGUCGUGGCGUUGCAUGAUCAGUCGUGGAAGACGGGUCCGCAGCAGCUACGGGACAUGUGGAACGCGAGGAAGGGAGAGAUGUUGAACUUCCAUGACAAGAGGAGGCUUGCUGCCGUGUGA
Molecule: messenger RNA, 1002 nt
Organism: Didymosphaeria variabile
Lineage: Eukaryota; Fungi; Ascomycota; Dothideomycetes; Pleosporales; Didymosphaeriaceae
Exons: 1
Coding region: 1-1002 (333 amino acids)
Biological process (GO): protein N-linked glycosylation
Molecular function (GO): glycosyltransferase activity
Source: RefSeq, a predicted model, not a curated record